UUGAUUUUCUUUAGAAAAUUGUGGCUAUAGACAAAGAAAUAUAAAUUACUAAUAUUUUAAAAUUUAUCGGAAACGGGAUCAAAAGCUAAUCAAGUGAUUUUUUCAUUAUUUUACCUGUAUUCAGUCUAAAUUGUCCUUUUAAUUGAAGUAUGUUAAAUUAUCUUCAAUAAAUGAAAAUAAAUUCGAUAUUUCAAUAGUAACGUCACAAAAUGCCAAAAUACAUAACGCUUUUUUGUUGGGGAAAUUUGUUGGACAUGGAGCAGUCCAGGGUAGAUUUAAAUGAACUCUACAACUGGAUUGACGAGCAGCACUUCACCAGACGGAAGAAGUUCAUACAUCGGGACUUUGCGGACGCAGUAAAUCUGGCCGAAAUCUUGAAAUAUCAUUAUCCGAGACUGGUCCAGAUGCACAAUUACAGUCCACAGAAUUCGGUGCAAAAGAAAUUGGAGAACUGGCGAAUGCUGAAUAAGCGAGUGUUAACAAGGAUGCGCAUCAAUUUGAGCGAGGACACGAUGGAAGAACUUGCCAAUUCCGAACCGGGAACUAUCGAAAAGGUUUUGAAUAUGGUGAAGAAACAAGUCGAGACUUUGGAUCAUGGUGAUGUUGUGCCACCACGACCGCGACCUGUACAAAAGAAAGUUCGCAAGCUCAAGCCGAUAUAUCAGGAAAUUCAUGCUAGAGGUGAAGUAGUAUGUGGUAAAGCAAAAAAGCAUGGAAAAAGAAUUGCUCUUAUUCGUAGAAACGAGUAUAAACAAAUGAAGCAGGACAUAAAGGAAAAACAAGAAAUUAAACUAUUACUUGAAGAAGAAAUUAAUUGUUUAAAGGAUCUUGCUGAUAAAAAGGACGAAGCUAUAAGUUGUUUAACGGCUAAAAUUGAAUCAACAAAAUCACCAUCGUCAAAAAUAAGACAUUUCUUAAGCAGUUUUUUUUCGUAACUUCACUUUUAUUAAGUUACUUCAAUGCUGGUGUCUCCGCAAAAAAGCGUUAAAAAUUUUUUAUAUUUUAUUAUAUAUAUAUAUAUUUUUUUAAAUUUUAAAAAAGCUAAAUUUAUAUAGAC
Aethina tumida (small hive beetle) is the source of this 1057-nucleotide messenger RNA. Its product is annotated as sperm flagellar protein 1. Gene Ontology annotation, molecular function: microtubule binding. Gene Ontology annotation, cellular component: axoneme. The transcript has 4 exons. Gene Ontology annotation, biological process: regulation of cytoskeleton organization. NCBI's taxonomy places the organism in Eukaryota, Metazoa, Arthropoda, Insecta, Coleoptera, Nitidulidae. The record is from RefSeq and is a predicted model, not a curated record. The coding region runs from base 210 to 935 and encodes 241 amino acids.